AUCUACGCCGACCCUGCCAAAAGGCUGGAGCUGUAUUUCCGCCCCAAGGACCCCUACUGCCACCCCGUGUGUGCCAACCGCUUCCCCACCUCCACCAUGCUGCUCAGGGUCACCAGGAGGAGCAGGAAGAAGCAGCAGUUGGACCCCGAGGAGCAAAUCCAGCCAGAAGUGCAGUUUGAGAUGGAGAUUCUUGGGAUUGUCACCACUGUUUACAAAUUUCAAGGAAUGUCUGACUUCCAGUACCUGGCAAUGCACUCUGGCCCUGAUGGCAAACAAACCUCCAUGUAUGACAAAGUCCUGAUGCUCAAACCAGAGAAGGAAGAGUUUUUCAAUAAAGAUUUACCUCUUUACAUCCCACCACCCAUUUUCUCACGUCUGGACACUCCUGUGGACUAUUUUUAUCGCCCAGAUAUACAGCACAGGGAGGGCUACAACAAUCCCCAGGUGUCUGGUGAGAACCUGAUUGGCCUCAGCAGGGCCCGGCGCCCACACAACGCCAUCUUUGUCAACUUUGAUGAUGAGGAAAUCCCAACUAAGCCCCUGGAUGCUGCUGUGCAGAACUGGAAGAAAGUGUGCACCAAUCCUGUGGAUAAAAAGGUGGAGGAAGAGCUGAGAAAGCUCUUUGAGGUGCGUCCCGUGUGGUCUCGCAAUGCAGUCAAAGCCAACAUCAGUGUCCAUCCAGACAAGCUGAAGGUGCUGCUGCCUUAUUUGGCCUAUUACAUGUUAACAGGUCCUUGGAGAAGCUUGUGGGUUAGGUUUGGGUAUGACCCCAGGAAACACCCUGAAGCAAAGAUUUAUCAAGUGCUGGACUUCCGAAUUCGCUGUGGAAUGAAAUAUGGUUAUGCUGCUACUGACAUGCCUGUGAAAGCAAAACGCAGCACGUACAACUACAGCCUGCCCAUCACUGUCAAGAAACAAGGAAGUCACACAGUCAGUGUCCACGACCUGAAACAGGGGCUGGGUUCAGCUGGUACAUCUGGGGCAAAGAAGCCCCCCUCCAGCAGGUAUAAGCUGAAGGAAUCCGUCUACAUUUUCCGGGAAGGAGCCUUACCCCCUUACCGCCAGAUGUUCUACCAGCUCUGUGACUUAAAUGUGGAAAGCCUGCAGAAGAUCAUCCAUCGGAAUGACGGCACCGAGUCGGAGUGCACGGAGCGGGACGGGUGGUGCCUUGCCAAGACCAGUGAUGACCUCAGGGACAGCAUGUCCCUGAUGAUAAAGCAGAUCAUCAGAUCCACCAGACCUGCUCUUUUCUCAAAUACAACAAGCAGUGAAGAUGGCAAAGAGCAGCUGGCAUACGAGUCUGGAGAGGAUGAGGAUGAUGAAGAGGAGGAGGAAGAGGAAUUCAAGCCUUCUGAUGGGAGUGAAAAUGAAAUGGAGACAGAAAUUCUGGACUAUGUGUGAACUCAAUGAGCAGUAUGGCUGCUGUGCACAGAACUGUCUCUGCUCUUGCUCCUUGAGAUUCAAGGGUUCAGCAGCAGGAUCUAGGAAAAGCAGAGCUUGUACUAAGCUGAUGAUGUUCUCUCUGGUGGUGGGCAGCAUUCUGGGUGUUUGGGAGCCACUGCUGCAUUUUCAGAAUUGCUGGCUGAGAAACCCUCCAGCAAGCUCAACAAACUCCCAAGAGCGAGCCCAGAAUCCAAACCAGCUGGAAACACACCUAAACAUGGGAGAAGCUGCAUUCCCAGAUCUCUCCAUGUGUGGGAGUGCACUCUCUCCAGGUUGGUGGCCAUGUGGAAGAUAGAAGAGGUGCCUGAGGAGAUGCUGGGAGAAGAAACAGUUCAGUGCUCCUGGAGUCCCUAAGGCAGGUUCUGCCCUUCUGCUUGUCCAGAGGAGUGAAAAUACUGAGCCAUGCCUUCAGCACUGAACCUUGCUGGUCAUCUUGGAAAUAAAGCCAGCAGGAAAAUACAUUUUCUGGCAGUGAAUAAUUCCCUUCCUGGGGUGCAGUGUUUGUUGUCCUCAUUACCUGAUUUACUUCUCAGGUCUGUUUUGACUUCCCCAGCUAGCAGGUAAUAAAGAUUGAAGGCAGCUGGCAGAGGGGCAGAGCUUCAGGUGCACAGAAGUUGGCCACUGCCAGCUGCGUUGCUCCCACCACAAAAAAAGCCCCAAAAAUUAAAGAGCUACUGGGGUUUUCUAGAUCUUGUGCAUUCCCCAGUGUGUUCUGAGCACACCUGAAAUCCAAGAUCUUUUAAAAAACAAGUUAAGACCUCCUCUUCUCCUCCACUGAGGAGAGCCUGUUACAGUUGCUUUCAAAGCUGUUACUUAUAGCAAAAGUGGUAAAACCCAACAAAUUAUAAUUGCAAAUACAACAGUUUCCAAUAACAGGUUCAAAGGAAUGCGGUUCAUUUCAAAAUUGAGCCCUGGUCCCUCAGCCAAAACGCCAAUUUGUCAAAAUAAAGUUCAACCCCCAGAGUGAACAUAAAGUAUGAACUCCCCCACAGCCAGGCCCAUCCCUCUUUCCCCAGGAAGAUGCUGGCAUUUUGGGGAAAGAGAACAGGACAAGCCCUGCCUUGAGGCAGGGACGUUUGAGCAUCAGUAUUUUAUUGCAAAGACUAAUUACAUUGCUGUGUACAAGUCACACCGGGCAGUGUGCUCCUUCAUUGAAGUGGUACAAAAUACACAGGGUACAGCCAGUCCGCCCGCUGGGAGGGGAGGGGACAGUCCCAGGGUGGGCAGGCACGGAGCAGAGGGGUGGUGCUGGUGCCCAGGGGAAGGGGCUUUGGGCAGGGGGGAGGCAGGAGGCUGCCCGUGCGUCAGGGAGCCACGAGCUCCCAUCAUGUGCAUCAUGGGCAGCGCUGGGGCUGGAGGAGCUCCGUGCCAGCCACGCUCACACCCAAGCAGCCUCUUCCUCACCAGCCCCUGGAGGGUGCUCCCUGUCCUGGAGCAGGGGAAGGCACCACAACCAUCUGGGAACGCUGACGGGUGGGAAACGGAAAAGAUCUGCUGGAAUGACGAGCUUAAAAAACAGAGACGGAGGCAGGAGCAACAAAAGGUCCCCCUUUGGUUAGUGUUUCCUACAAUGGUUAAAACAGGCAUCUCUGCCCCUGCUCGAGCAAUUAGUGGUAGAGAAUUUGGGAGGGGGGGCUGGCAGGGUCUGCACCCUAUGAGCACAGCAAUGCUGCUGCUGCCAGCAUCCCUCCCAGCAGCCUUAAAUACCAGGGGGACACAGGACAGGGACUGGGCUGCGGGGCAGGGGAAGGCUGGAUUAGUAAAAUGUACAAGUUUACCUCUUCUAUUUACAACCAAUAAAUACUGGAAAAAAAAA
This is a messenger RNA of Zonotrichia albicollis (white-throated sparrow), 3259 nucleotides long. The record is from RefSeq and is a predicted model, not a curated record. Lineage: Eukaryota; Metazoa; Chordata; Aves; Passeriformes; Passerellidae.